This is a messenger RNA of Scutellospora calospora, 174 nucleotides long. The record is from the annotation of a GenBank genome assembly. NCBI's taxonomy places the organism in Eukaryota, Fungi, Glomeromycota, Glomeromycetes, Diversisporales, Gigasporaceae.
AUGCAAGUGGAACAUGAUCUAGAAUUAAAAAUAUACUUAUUGUCAAUUUUAAAAGAGCUUGUUAUUGAAAAAAACAAAAAAAUCAAUACUAUUAAUGCAGUUAUGAAAAAUCAAAAAGGUAUAAGAGAUAUGUUAGCUGCUUUACAAGUAGAGUUUGCUAAUAAAAUUAAUUAA